This is a messenger RNA of Orbicella faveolata, 7743 nucleotides long. Its product is annotated as protein virilizer homolog. The record is from RefSeq and is a predicted model, not a curated record. Gene Ontology annotation, cellular component: RNA N6-methyladenosine methyltransferase complex. Lineage: Eukaryota; Metazoa; Cnidaria; Anthozoa; Scleractinia; Merulinidae. Gene Ontology annotation, biological process: mRNA modification. Gene Ontology annotation, molecular function: RNA binding.
AAAGGAGCCCAUGCUCCUCCCUGAUCUUGCACAGUACUUCUAAGAGCUACUCCUUCUCGUCCCCAGAGGCCACGAUCCUUUUGGCCAGCACCAAGAAUUCUUGGUGCUGACCAAAAGGAGCGCGGCCUCUGGGGACGAGAAUGAGAGCUACUCUAACAUCUCUCCCAUCGUUAUUAGAUGAAAAUGUGCGUAUUGGGCUCAGGGCUGGGUAACCAUGACGUAUCCUCUUCACUCCAGACUCCAGUUUACUAUAAUGCCUUAUCAGUGUUAUUAUGCCUGGAUAUUUAUGACAGACAGGAAUUGUUUUCCAAUCAAGAGCAAUUUUCAGUCCAUCAUGGAAAAACUAUUGAUCCACCAAGAAAUGAGCAUAAAAUGAUGUAACAUCGAAAUUAAAUGGGGUUGAACCUGAUUACCAUACCCAUUGAACGCCACACCGCGCUCCGAGCGCUGACGGGAGCUUGAGAAUUUUCGGUUACGUAAUACAUGAAGUGUAUAGUGGGUCGCAAAGAACUGUGGUAUGAACAAGCAAGAUGGCGGGGAUUUCACCUGAUAGCGUGGAGCCCGUUUUGUUAUUUUGUGACACAUUUAGCCAUCCAGAAAAUGAGGAAAUGCAUCUUGACUUGGUGAGCUUUCCGAGACCAGUCUGUGUUCAAGAAGUAAGGGUGAUACCAGCAGGACACAGAGUACACGCUGCAGUCAGUGAAAGAGAGAAAAUGGGGGAGACUCAUCCACCUUCUUUUAAACUGGACUUAUUUAUUCGAAAUCUUGACAGACCUUCAGAUGUAGUGUUUGAAAGACUUGGACAACUAGAGUACAAAGAGCCAAAUAACUUCCAACUGGUUACGUAUUCCAAGGGUGCGACAGAUGUUGUUGUUCUGCGAGGAUGGUACAAUAGAAUCACUAUCAGCUUGUAUGGUUAUUUUACUGAUGUUAAUCAGCGUCCUCAAGAAUCUCGCCCUGAACCAAGAGUUGAGAGACCCCCAGUUAUUGUUGAAACAAGGGCACCUGAGAGAGACCCUGAAAGACUGGACAGAGAAUCUGAAAAAGCAGCUCAUGAAAGAAUCCCUGAGCAGGCUGAAAGAACUCAUGACAGAGGCCCAGAAAGGCCUAUGAGAAGAGAGAGGAGUGCCGAAAGAAGCACUUCUGAUUCAGGCCCUAUUGAGAGGGGUACAGAUGAAAGGGUUCCCGAGAGAUCUUCAGAAUCAAGGGACAGGCGAGAAGAGCCGUUGCCUUUAAGAGAAGAGAAGAGAGUUGGGAAAGACAAGGAAAGAACUCCUGUGAAGUCACCAUCAAAGCUGAAGUCUCCUCCAAGAUCUCCUGAAAGUGUCACUGCAACUAUUGGUGAGAGUACUGCUGCCAAGCCAACAACCCCUCCAGGGUCCCCAAGGGAGGAGGUAUGCAGUAGAUCAAUGUUUUUUCUGCUCAGUAGUAGAGCCAAACACUGUCUUUAUUAUGUACAUGUACUUAGUGAAUACUUAAUGCCCAACAUCAUUUACACCUUCAAGAUGGCGGGGAUUUCACCUGAUAGCGUGGAGCCCGUUUUGUUAUUUUGUGACACAUUUAGCCAUCCAGAAAAUGAGGAAAUGCAUCUUGACUUGGUGAGCUUUCCGAGACCAGUCUGUGUUCAAGAAGUAAGGGUGAUACCAGCAGGACACAGAGUACACGCUGCAGUCAGUGAAAGAGAGAAAAUGGGGGAGACUCAUCCACCUUCUUUUAAACUGGACUUAUUUAUUCGAAAUCUUGACAGACCUUCAGAUGUAGUGUUUGAAAGACUUGGACAACUAGAGUACAAAGAGCCAAAUAACUUCCAACUGGUUACGUAUUCCAAGGGUGCGACAGAUGUUGUUGUUCUGCGAGGAUGGUACAAUAGAAUCACUAUCAGCUUGUAUGGUUAUUUUACUGAUGUUAAUCAGCGUCCUCAAGAAUCUCGCCCUGAACCAAGAGUUGAGAGACCCCCAGUUAUUGUUGAAACAAGGGCACCUGAGAGAGACCCUGAAAGACUGGACAGAGAAUCUGAAAAAGCAGCUCAUGAAAGAAUCCCUGAGCAGGCUGAAAGAACUCAUGACAGAGGCCCAGAAAGGCCUAUGAGAAGAGAGAGGAGUGCCGAAAGAAGCACUUCUGAUUCAGGCCCUAUUGAGAGGGGUACAGAUGAAAGGGUUCCCGAGAGAUCUUCAGAAUCAAGGGACAGGCGAGAAGAGCCGUUGCCUUUAAGAGAAGAGAAGAGAGUUGGGAAAGACAAGGAAAGAACUCCUGUGAAGUCACCAUCAAAGCUGAAGUCUCCUCCAAGAUCUCCUGAAAGUGUCACUGCAACUAUUGGUGAGAGUACUGCUGCCAAGCCAACAACCCCUCCAGGGUCCCCAAGGGAGGAGCAACCAGCUGGUGAAGAAUCUGGAAACCAGUCUCCUGAUGAAUUGUUUGAGCCACUCACACCUGACCGAUCUCCAUCAAACUUGUUCAUGUCUGAUGAAGAGGAGGUUGACGAGCCAGAUGGUUAUGAAGAGAUCCUUAGUGAUGAAGAGGAUAUGGAUGAUGGAACUCUGGAGGAUGCUGAUGUGCAUUUUGGUGAUUUGGAUCUUUACAGUGAAGAUGCUUGGAUGUCAGUGUCUGUUAGUUUCAACCCUUACCAAUGUGACUUGUCACCCUUGACUACAUUUGCUGCACCUGAUUGCACUGAGUAUGAAAAGGCCAUAUUGAAAGCUAUAGAGGAUUCAGAUGUAGUAGAUGAUCAGGAAAUCAAUUUGGAUAUGGAUGAUGGAACUCUGGAGGAUGCUGAUGUGCAUUUUGGUGAUUUGGAUCUUUACAGUGAAGAUGCUUGGAUGUCAGUGUCUGUUAGUUUCAACCCUUACCAAUGUGACUUGUCACCCUUGACUACAUUUGCUGCACCUGAUUGCACUGAGUAUGAAAAGGCCAUAUUGAAAGCUAUAGAGGAUUCAGAUGUAGUAGAUGAUCAGGAAAUCAAUUUGGGGCAGACAUUGUUUGAACAUGUGGAGAUGUGCUGCACUUCAGAGAGGAAUAUAAAAUGGAUUGAGCAAAUAGAAGAAAUACCUAAACUUCUGAUUCCAGGGCUGGUAAUGCUUGUUACUCCCCCUGUUUUCACAGGAGUGAUGAGAAAGCUCAUUGAGUGGAUCAUGUAUUCCUUGGAUAUUGAGAUGGCUCAGAAACUUCCCAUAGCGGCUAAUAUUCGAUUGAUAAAGGCAGGACUCAAACUUGUUGGUGCAAUGUGUUCUUGUGGAUCAGAUGUUGCUUCAGUUCUCAUUGAAACUGGAGUGCAAGAGACUCUUGGUAAACUUCUGACUACAGAGCACAUGUCAUCUUCAAUGAAACUGCUAACCCUUCAAGCUAUCAACAACACCACAGAUUCUUAUGUUGGAAUGGAACAUUUUCUUGGAUGGGAUGCUGAUGACAAGGAGAAAGAAACUCCUGAGGGAACUGAAGUUAAACAAGAAUCCCAAAGUUACCAACAGCUUGUUGACUUUCUACUGGCAGAUCAGACUGUGCGUGUGGUAGAAGCUGCCUCUGCUUUGGCCCGUAAAGUCCACUUGUAUGAAUUAUUAGCACUUUUCCAGAAAACAGUUGACAAAAUUGUUGAAACUACUCCUAGUCCUAGACCUCCAGAUGCGGAAACUGAUUCUGCCGGCGAGGGAACUGACAGAAGGGAGACAACUGAUAUCAUGUCACCUGACCCUGACAUUGCCAUGGAUACAUCAGGGGUGGUCCCUGGAGAGCACGAUCAAAGUCUUGAUACUGAAAAGAUAGAGAUAAUAGCAAGCACUCUGGAGGAGAUUUGUACAUUCCUUAAUCAGGCCCAACACUUGAUAGUACAGUCUCCUGUGAAGGCAUUUCCCACCUCAGCCAAGAUCACAGGAUUUGACACCUCCCCCAAGGAUCCCUACCCAGUAUUGUUCCACCUCUUUAAGGCUCGUCGUCUGCUGGAAUCUAUUUUGAUUGUGAUGUCUUCAACAGCCGGAUGUCAUCCUUCAGUUUUUGCUCCCAUCAGAGACAUUUUCUUUUCAUUGCUGCAGUCACAGAGAGGGUUGCUGUUUCUGUCAUCACAUCCUGAUACAAUCAAUGGUCUAAUUCGUGUCCUUACUCAAACAACUGAAGCUGACAUUCACCACAGUGAUGCAGCUCCACUGAAUGAAAUCCUAAGAGACACUACAGUAGCAGACGCUUGUACUCCUCAACAUCUUGGACUUCUAUUGAUUUAUCAUUUACAGACUCUCCAAGCUGUAGAUCAGUUGCUGACUUCUCUAUCUCCAGGUUUGCUGCCAAAUGAUAUGGAUGGUGCAGACACUUUGUCUACUUUACAUACUCUCUACUCCAUGACUUUUACUGCAAUUGGUAAAGCUGCAGUGAUUUCUGUUCUCAGUCUGGACACUAAUCUUAGGUCCCUACUGCCAUUUGUGGAAUCCACAGGAGAUGCAAAAGAUGAUGCUAAAUUAAAGAAGUGUGUCUCCACAAGAUAUGCCACUGUGUUGAUUCUUUUAACAAUAAAAUUGUCCGAGAAUGUUGAAAUGUUAUCAAAACUGGCUCCAAGACUCUCAGCUGUCACUGCAAGAGUGGAUGCUGAUUCUUCAAUCACUGAACUGGGCCACUGGUUGGUCGCACUGAAGGACAUCAAGUUUGAUAUGUCAAGCAUCACCAAAUUAGUGGAAUUUGUGAAAAGCCAGUUAAGUGAGAUUAAUAACACUCCAAGCAUAGCCUGUGGAGUGUUGAUGGCUCUUAGAGUUCUCAGAUAUCUUGGCUGUCCAGCUGACAAUUCAAGUGUUGUUCAGAAAGAUUUGAACCAAAACCUAGCUUGUAUUGAGUUGUUCUCUGCAAAUGCCAUGGAUGUCUUCAUCAACACGUUUCAAAAACUCGGGGAGUUUCUUCUGCGGCCUUGGAGACAGGGACAACCCCUGCACACUGGUCCACCCCUAGUCAUGGUCUCCAUGGUAACACCUCUUCUGGCAUUGGUGAAAACUCUAUUGAUAGAGCUGCUAAACAGCGGAAAGUACCAGUUUAAAGAUGCAAGGCUUAUGAAAUCGCUGAUGGUACUUCACACAGUGAUGUGCACGGCUCCCAUGACAGGACAGCUAAGCAGUCUUGCCCACAAGGUGUGUGGAAAAACAUUUUGCCUUAUUUCUUAUUUACCUUUCCUAUUUGUUUUUCAACAGGCGUUUUUAGGAGGACUUGUUCUGCUGUCCGAACUGUUACCGAUACCAUUACCUAUUCGCUCUUUGGAGGACAUGUCUCAAGAAGAAGCGAACCAGGUGAUGAAUCACCGCCGGCUGUGGAGUGCACAUCUUAAUCCACUCAGUACUGAGUUACAGGGGAUUCUAAAGGAUCUAGCAGGAUCAGCGUGUCACAACCUUCAGCAAGUGAUGAGGAGAGUUUGUUCGCAGCUGUCAGACCUGUCUGCACCCACUGCCUUUAAUAUCGUCAGAACACUUCUGGAAACACUGGACAGCGAGAUGAAUAAAUCAAGUGGAGAAGAAAACAGCUGUACCGGGGGAGGGGUACGUAUCAUGACCCUGUUGGCUUAUUUGUCAUCCCAGCCAGCUGUAAAAGUGUCGCUUCUUCAACUUUUGAAAACAAGUGGGAAUGCUAAGAACGAUGACUUGUUGUUUCCCAGUCUCUUGCCGUCCAUGUUAUCAUGUUUGAAGGGCUCCUCGGAAAAUCAGCUGGUGUCCAGGUCUCAGUACUGUGUUGUGUCCAUCGUACAGUCCCUGUGUGAUCCCACAGUGAGCCUGAUGCCGUUUGAAACUCCAUUCACUGACCAACAUCUGGCCAAUACCCUGCCGGACAAGGAAAUGCUGGAAGUUAUCUGUGCAGCGUUGUUAGAACACAUAGGAUCAGAGCAGCAAUCAUUUGCCACCAUAUUGCUUGCUCUGAGAACCUUGUUGACUCUGACGGAACACAAUUACGGCGUCUAUCAUCAGAAAAUAGCGCUGGAGAAUAACAGUGAAGUGUUUUAUCGACUCCUUAAAAGACUAUCGUCCUCUUUUGAAAAUAGCAUUCCAGGCCCAGACCACCUGUCUACGCUAUCAACAACGAUUGAACUGUUGCAGCUGCUGCUACCCGAGGACUCUGCUGAGGUGAUUCCGGAUCAGGAAGAUGAACCCAUGGAAGAAGAACCCCUGAAACGAACCACUGAAAUCAGCAUCAGCGCUGUUCAGAUGAGAACCUUCCUUAAAUUCGAGAGUGAGGAUGGCCCCCUUAAAACUUUGGAGAAACGGCUCGAGGAAAGUUGUAAGGAGGAUGAAGCCCUGGAGCCGUUGUUAGAUGCGGUUCGAGUUUUGACAGUCAUGCUGCGUAAAACAGAAGGCGAGAGCGACAAAGAACCAGAGGAAGUCACUGAGCCGCAACUGCCAGCUCCACUUCCGCUUCAGACGCUGUUCAUCAAGAGACUGGCGUUCAUUGCUGGUGAAGUCGAGGAUGGGAGGGCUAGUCCAACAUUGUGGUACUCCACCCCUCCCCCGGAUGAUAUCGACCCGGAAGCUGAUCUGAUAAAAAGCAGCGUUGAUUCACUGACGGAGAAGUUCUGUCCCGACUUUGACCUCAAGGCCGAGUUGGAGAAGGGACUGGUGCCCUCUCCCCCAGGUUCCCCGACGCGCAAGAAAGGUUACAGGAACAAGAGGAAGUACGAUCCGUUGAUAUCUGGUCAGCGGAAGGAUUAUAAGAAAACUAAAACAGUUACCACAGCACCAAUGCGUGGCGGCGGCCGCGGGAUGAGAGGGAUUCCUCGUGGACGAGGCAAUCCACGCAUGAAUGACAUGUUCCGAUCACGUAAGCAAAACACGAGCCGUCCACCCUCCAUGCACGUGGACGACUUCAUGGCCAUGGAGCAUGCCAAGACCCAGGACUCGCCGCCACCUAUGAGGAGGACUGGUCCUAAGGGUCCUCCACCAGGUAGGUCGAUGGACCAUGGUCCAGGGAGCUUCAUGGGGAAUCAGGGCCGUUGGACCGCCAUGCCAGGGGGACCCCUUCGUAAAGGUCCUGGGAUGGAAAAUCAAGGAGGAAUGCGCGGUGCUGGGCCCGACUGGGUUAAUCCUCGGCAGCACCCAAUUGGAGCCUUCCCUGGACAAAGGAACUUCCAGAGAGGACCUGAUUGGGGAUCACAGACUCCACAGCCGUACAGAGGUGGAGGAGGAAUGAGAGAAAACUACAAUCGACCACAGAUGCGAGGAUACUGGGACGCGCCCAAAUCUAAAGACGACUCGAGGUUCAUGCCCCCACCGAACGUUGGAGGAUAUCGUCCAGGGGCAGGGAGAGGCUACCCAGGCAGACAUAUGAGGUCAUUCACACGCUAGUUCAAUAGUGCUUUCUGAUUGGUCGAUCGACGCACUGACUGAGAAACCCAGUUCUUUUGUGUUGUUAUUUGAGUUGAUGUGAAGAGAAGAGAACACCAAUACGAAGCUGCUUGUUUGUAGAACAGCAAAGAUUAAGUUUAUUGUACAAAUGAUAACAACACAAUGACAUGUAAUGUUGCAUUAAAUAGACUUAUCGAGCCAUUAAAAUAUUUGUGCCAAUAAAAUUCUGAAAAUUUCCCAUUAAAUUUACAAAGCGAAUGAUUCUGUUUACAUAAACUCCCUUUGAGCUUCAAGACUUUCUAGUAAGUUGCGUUGUUUGUGUUUAAUUUAGCCUUUUCCUGUCUUUUACUAAACGCUUAGAGCUGUACAGUCCUUCAAGAAACACUGAACCGUCUAAUAGGUCUGCAACAAUAAAACGUUUUCAUCCAGCGUGGUGUCGGAUGAAACUGUG